Messenger RNA from Gaeumannomyces tritici R3-111a-1, 2336 nucleotides. Its product is annotated as lysyl-tRNA synthetase. Gene Ontology annotation, cellular component: cytoplasm; cytosol. Lineage: Eukaryota; Fungi; Ascomycota; Sordariomycetes; Magnaporthales; Magnaporthaceae. Gene Ontology annotation, biological process: lysyl-tRNA aminoacylation. The transcript is spliced from 5 exons. The record is from RefSeq and is a predicted model, not a curated record. Bases 171 to 2021 code for a protein of 616 amino acids. Gene Ontology annotation, molecular function: ATP binding; lysine-tRNA ligase activity; tRNA binding.
GAUUGAUUGACUCAACUGCGCUUCAUCGAUUUUACCCCGCGCAAGCUUCUGUGUAUAAUUUUUGAAAGGCGCCCAAGCACGCAGGCGCCCAGGCCAAGACAACAACCACCUCCCACACAUCUACAGAUUCUGCCAUUGACACGGCGUUUGACACGCUUCAGGUUGCAAACAUGGCCGACUCAAGCUCGCAAGCGCCGCCCACCGAGCAGGUGGAAAACCUCCACCUCGAUGAGGUCACGGGCGAGAAGAUAUCUAAGACGGAGCUGAAGAGGCGACAGAAGGCCCGCCAAAAGGCCGACGAGAAAGCCAAGAAGGCCGCUGCGGCUCCGCCCAAGCCCGCCGUCGCCAAGAAGGCUGCCGCCGACGAGCAGGAGCUCAACCCGAACCAGUACUUUGAGAUGCGCAGCCGUGAGACCAAGGCCAUGCUCGACGACCCGUCCGGCCCUAACCCCUACCCGCACAAGUUCCUCGUCGACUACGACGACUCCAAGUUCGAGGCCGAAUUUGGCCACCUCAAGUCGGGCGAUGUCGACAAGACCAAGGAGAUCGGGAUAGCCGGCCGCAUCUUCACCAAGCGCUCGGCAGGCACCAAGCUGAUCUUCUACGACAUCAAGACGGGCGCCGACACGGUGAGCACGGGCACCAAGAUGCAGAUCAUGUGCCAGGCCCAGUACGUCAAGGACGGCGGCGUCCCCUUUGACAAGCAGCACGAGCACCUGGGCAGGGGAGACAUCAUCGGCAUUGUGGGCUACCCCGGCAGGACCGCGCCCAAGGGGAAGCUGGAGAAGGGUGAGCAGGGCGAGCUUUCGCUGUUCGCGACCGAGGUCGUCCAGCUGGCGCCCUCGCUGCACCUCCUCCCCGGCGAGCGCUCCGGAUUCACCGAUAGCGAGAAGCGCUUCCGCAUGCGCUAUCUCGACCUCAUGUUCAACGACCGGUCGCGCAAGGUCAUGUGGCAGCGCAGUAGGAUCAUCAAGUACAUCCGCGACUUCUUCCACGAGCGCCGCUUCGUCGAGGUCGAGACCCCCAUGAUGACGGCCGUUGCCGGAGGCGCUACCGCGCUGCCCUUCGUCACCCAUCACAACGACUACGACAUCGACAUGUUCAUGCGUAUUGCCCCUGAGCUGUACCUCAAGAUGCUCAUCGUCGGUGGCUUCAGCAAGGUGUUUGAGAUUGGCAAGAACUUCCGCAACGAGGGCGUCGACCUGACGCACAACCCCGAGUUCACCACGAUCGAGACGUACGCGGCCUACUAUGACAUGUACGACGUCAUGGACUACACCGAAGAGCUGGUCUCGGGGCUGGUCAAGGAGCUCACUGGUGGCUACAAGACCACGUACACGCUGCAGACGGGCGAGAAGCUCGAGGUCAACUGGGAGAGGCCCUGGAAGCGCGUCAAGAUCAUGCCGGAGCUGGAGAAGCUGACGGGCAAGAAGUUCCCACCCUACGACGAGCUCCACACGGACGAGACCAACGCCUUCCUGCAGGCGCUGCUCAAGGAGAAGAACAUCGAGUGCACCCCGCCCCUGACCAACGCGCGCAUGCUGGACAAGCUGAUUGGCGAGUACCUCGAGGAGACGUGCAUCAACCCUACGUUCCUGAUGGAGCACCCUCAGAUGAUGUCGCCGCUUGCCAAGUACCACCGCACUGAGAAGGGCAUCUGCGAGCGCUUUGAGGGCUUCGUCUGCAAGAAGGAGAUCUGCAACGCCUACACGGAGUUGAACAACCCAUUUGACCAGAGGAUGAGGUUUGAGGAGCAAGCACGCCAGAAGGCACAGGGAGACGACGAGGCGCAGAUGAUCGACGAGAACUUCCUUCGCUCGCUCGAGUACGGCCUGCCGCCGACUGGAGGAUGGGGUCUCGGAAUCGAUCGCUUGACUAUGUUCCUGACGGACAACUACACCAUCAGGGAGGUGCUGGGCUUCCCGUUCAUGAAGGAUGAGAAGAACGGCCCCCCAGAGAAGUUCGCCGCCGAGCUCACAAACGUCGAGCCCCUUCCGGAGGAGGGUAUCGCCCACAAGUAAGCGGACAAAAAUAUGAAAAAAAGGAAGAAAAAAUAUCAAGCUUGGGCUUUGUGUGGUGAACAUCCAAGUCGUAAAGCAACGAGGCGAUUUCACGUCUAAAGUCAAGUCCAACCUAAAGGUGGAUGUACCUUGUAGCUGGCUAGAAGCAGAAUGAGAACAAGUGUAACAAGCAAACUGUGAGGAAAAAAAGGAGUUUAGGAUUUCACGCGUUGGGGUUCGCCUGAUGUAGGUAUGAAUGGGGAUUUUAGAAACGUAUAAUGUACAGACUCCGGAUUUUCUCUAGCCCCUGGGUAUAGACCGGAAUCCUGUGUUUUG